Molecule: messenger RNA, 1131 nt
Organism: Penicillium subrubescens
Lineage: Eukaryota; Fungi; Ascomycota; Eurotiomycetes; Eurotiales; Aspergillaceae
Exons: 2
Coding region: 1-1131 (376 amino acids)
Source: RefSeq, a predicted model, not a curated record
AUGUCAACUGCACAAGUUCCAGUUCUCCUGCGCUUCCUGACCCAAGAUGCCAAGGUCCCGCUCGCCACUGCGAUAGGCAAGACACCAGAGCUCCAGAAAGCUAACCUUAGCAGCGCAGAUCAAAUAGCUAAAGCAGACAUUCAAGUCCUCCGGGACAUUUUCAAGGAUCAAAAAGUCGCCAAACAAGUACUCAAUGCUGGCAAACGAGUCUCCAAAAAGCGUGGAGCCCCGACUGACACCACAGCGGCGUCGCCAGAAAAGAAAAGGAAGAAUGUCAACAUCACGAAAGAGUCAACUCCAUUUGAGAUCGAGUCAGCGCUCAGUUUGCCAACCCCAUCGGUCCCCGACAGCGAGCUUCAAGGCAUGGUUGUUGUGACAAAUCGAGCACCUUUGGUGCUUGCUUUCGCUGUCUGUGUCUUGAGAUACACGAUGCCUGAACAGCCUAUAUCAAGCAGACUGAGUCUUGGCCAGGCGCUUGUCAGUGCCAACAGUCGUUCCAAAGCUGUCAGUCUAGGCAUAGAGAAUGGCCAAUCAGCGGAAGAAGAAGGCUGGGGCGAAGGCCAGCCCGUUGUCAAGGUUCUUGGAAGGGAGAUUCGAGUGUUAAAGCGCUGGGAUUAUAACCCGCGUGAAGGGCAACCUACUGCCCCGCCAAUUCAAAAGGCGUCAAGUUCAAAUCCGGACCUAGCAGAUGACUUUUUGGGCAAUGGUGAUAUCAAUGACGCCGAUAAGAUGCCUCCGCUUUGGGGCGUUGAUCUAGAGGCUGCGCGAAGCUCUCAAAGAAAUCCAGACUCGAAGAAAAAGACCGGAGCUCUGCCAAUAUACACGGCUCAGUCCGCCCGGUCGUAUCUUCUGCGGUCGAUAUCGAAUGUGCAGAAGACUCCAACCCCUUCUAAAUCCAAGUCAAAUACGGCGAAGGGCCAAGACAACGAAGAAUCUGUUGCUUGUCUUCUGUCUGCCAUUGACUUUGUCUGCCGAUCAUGGGCCACAAAUCUGAACAAGGAAGAACUGGAUCGGCGUGCGUGGGUUUGGUACCUCAAGGUUCGACCAGAUGUUCAGAGUGGAGUUCAAGGCUGGGGACAGAAGGGGCAAGUGAAGAUAUCGGACAUACUUGCUCUUCGAAAUGACUCUUAA